Molecule: messenger RNA, 1065 nt
Organism: Colletotrichum orchidophilum
Lineage: Eukaryota; Fungi; Ascomycota; Sordariomycetes; Glomerellales; Glomerellaceae
Exons: 1
Coding region: 1-1065 (354 amino acids)
Source: RefSeq, a predicted model, not a curated record
AUGUCUGAUCUCAUCGUGACCCAACAUGAGUCGGAAAAGGACGUCAAGUUCGCCUCCGCAACGCCUGCCCAGCGUGAGGCUGCAUGGCGCCUAAACGGCGUCUCAUGGGCCCCUCCGAUGCCCCUCGAGAACUACAUGGCCCGCGAGCUCGCGCUCUCAAAGACGGCCCUCUCAUCUCACUGCAACUACUACGUCCUCUUCGACCCGGCCAACCCAGAGCACAUCAUCUCAUCCUGCGAAGCAACCGCCAAGACCCUGCUUGUCCGCGACCCCUCCUCUCCAACGCUCCACGAGGAAAAGGCCUACGCCAUCGCCUCCGUGUACACCAACCCGACCCACCGCAGCCACGGCAUGGCCACGCUGCUGAUGAACCGCCUGAAGGAGGCCAUGGACACCGAUUCCAAGGUCAGCGCGCUCUACAGCGACAUCGGCACCACGUACUAUGCUCGCCUCGGUUGGGCCGUCUACCCGUCGCUGCAAGUCUCGCUCAUCCCCGACGACCCUUCAGUCCUGCGCAAGCCCGAGGGUGUACGGUACCUCGAGGAGACCGAGGUCACCGCCUACUGCGACAAGGACGUCGACCUCCUGAAGAAGAAGCUCGCCAGCCUGCCCGAGGACGGAAAGACGCACGUUGCCUUUGCGCCUUCGGGCGAGCAGAUGCUCUGGCACUUUACGCGGGACGGCUUCAUGGCCAAGGAGCUCGCCGGCCGCGAGGUGGCGCAUCGCGGGGCGGCCACCGUCGACGGCAAGGCGUGGGUGUAUUGGGACCACGACUUCCGCGAGAAGAAGCUCAAGGUCCUCCGCGUGGCCGGCGACCCCGAGGCGGAUGUCACUGCGCUGCUGCAGACCGCGGUGAUUGAGGCCGCCCAAUGGGGACUUGCAAAGGUGCUGGUCUGGAACCCCGACGAGGGCGUCUCGGCUUCGGCGAAGAGGGUGAGUGAUCGGACGGAGGGUGCCGUGAGGGUCGUCUUUGACGAGAGACUCGAUGGCAGCAUUCCCAGUCUGCGGUGGAAGGGCGAAGGAGAGGUUGUGUGGGAGGAUAAUGAGUACUAUGCGUGGUGCUAA